Messenger RNA from Dermacentor andersoni, 17732 nucleotides. Lineage: Eukaryota; Metazoa; Arthropoda; Arachnida; Ixodida; Ixodidae. The record is from RefSeq and is a predicted model, not a curated record.
GCGGCGCGCCGAAGUUUUGCGCGCGGAGACGCACGGCUCCCUCCGCGCGGCAGUCAGGCAAUGUCGUCCCGUCCGGUGUCCCUGGUGAAGCGGCGCCAGGGCGGCCUCGGUCUCGUGCUCGGACCGCCGCCUUCGGCCAACGCCAGCGUCGUGACGGGCAGCCCCCGGUGCAGCCCCAUGAACUCGCCGGCCAGGGCCCGCCGCGGUUCCCUGCAAGCCACCACCACGUGCGGCGCCGGAGCGAUGGGUGAAGCGGCCGGCGUGCGCGCCGUGGUGCACACCGUCGUGCCCGGCGGCGAAGCCGACCGCACGGGCCUCAUCCGGCCCGGUGACGUGGUGCUGCGCGUGAACGGAACGUGCCUGACGGGCUUCGAGCACGCCAACUGCCUGCUCGGACAGGUGCCCGACGACGCACCGGUGACGCUCGAGCUGGCCUGCAACGGGGACGCGUUCGGGUCGGCCUUCGCGCUUCCCGGCGAUGGCGACAACUCGGCGAAGAGGCCGCUCAUCGUCCGCAACGUCGAGACCGGCAAGAUGCUCGUCGACUCCCUGCACAAGAUAGCGAGGAACCCGCUUCCGUGUACGAGCACCAUCUGCCAGGGUUCGCUGAUGUGCGGCCCGGUGCGGCGUAACGGCAAGGAUCCUCGGUCCAAAGAAGAGGUGCUGCAGCACGCCAGGGAGUUCCUGGACCAGUUCUACACGAGCAUCAAGAGGUUCCACUCCAAGGCCCACGAGAAGCGCUGGGCGGAGGUGGAGCGCCAGGUACAAGCGCGGGGUACCUACGACCUCACCGAGACAGAGCUCGUGUUCGGAGCCAAGCUUGCCUGGAGGAAUUCGGCCAGAUGCAUUGGCAGGAUACAGUGGUCGAAGCUGCAAGUAUUCGACGCAAGACACUGCUACACUGCAAGGGACAUGUACGAAGCCAUCUGCGCUCAUCUCAAGUACAGCACGAACAAAGGAAACAUCAGGUCUGCCAUCAGCAUCUUCCCGCCGCGCACGGACGGCCACCAUGACUACAAGGUGUGGAACGCGCAGCUGAUCCAGUUCGCCGGACACAAGCAGCCCGACGGUAGCGUCAUCGGCGAUCCGGCCUCCGUAGAGCUGACAGAGAUAUGCAAGAAACUGGGCUGGAAACCCCAAGGAGGCCGCUUCGAGGCAUUGCCCCUGGUUCUUUCAGCCAAUGGCGAAGACCCGGAGAUAUUCGAGAUUCCCGAGGACCUCAUCAUGCGAGUCAAGAUUACGCACCCACUCUACAAGGCAAUUGACGAGAUGCAGCUCGAGUGGUACGCCGUGCCCGCCGUCGCUAGCAUGAUGCUCGACGUGGGCGGCGUAGAGUUCACCGCCUGCCCCUUCAACGGCUGGUACAUGGUCACCGAGAUAGCCGUCAGGGACUUCUGCGAUGCUCAUCGCUACAACCUGGCCGAGGAAGUCGCGACUCGAAUAGGCAUCGACACCAAAAGCAAUUCGAGCCUCUGGCGGGACCGGGCUGCCGUCGAGCUCAGCCUGGCUGUCAUGCACAGCUACCAGGCAACGAACGUCACCAUCGUGGACCACCACACGGCGUCGGACCAGUUCAUGAAGCACAUGGAGAAUGAAAACCGGCUGCGUGGAGGCUGCCCCGGAGACUGGGUGUGGAUCGUGCCACCGCUCAGCGGAAGCCUGACGCCCGUGUUUCACCAGGAGAUGCUUUACUACCACCUCAAGCCGAACUACGAGUACCAGACGCCUGCCUGGAAGAGCCACGUGUGGCAGAAGAAGGCGGACGACCAGCGACGGCAUUCCAGGAAGUUCCGCUUCAAGGACAUUGCCAGCGCCGUGAAGUUCACCUCAGCCAUGUAUGGCAAAGCCCUGGCAAAGCGCGUCAAGGCGAAGAUCCUGUACGCCACCGAGACGGGAAAGUCCGAGACCUACGCCCGUGUGCUAUGCGACAUCUUCCUGCACGGUUUCAACGCGUCGGUCGAGUGCAUGGAAGACUACGAUUUCGUCAACCUGGAAUUCGAGCCCCUGCUGCUUGUGAUUUCGAGUACUUUUGGCAAUGGCGAACCGCCCGAGAACGGAGAGGUCUUCGCUCGAAACCUACAAGUCAUGAAGAGCUGCAGCCCCUUCGGACCGGAGGGUACGACUCCGAGGACGACGUCAAUGUCCUUCGUGCGGAAAAACAGCGUCAAUGCCUCCGAGAAUGACGUCGGUUCUCCGCCGCCACCCCACGAGGCGUCGGACCUUGGACCCCUCAGCAACGUCAGGUUUGCCGUGUUCGGACUGGGCUCCAGCGCGUACCCCAACUUCUGCGCGUACGGCAAGUACGUGGACAAGAUCCUGGGAGACCUGGGCGGGGAGCGCAUCUGCAAGUUGGCCACCGGAGACGAGCUGCGCGGGCAAGAACAAUCCUUCCGAGUUUGGGCCAAGACUGUCUUCGAGCAAGCGUGCGAUGUGUUCUGCGUGGGCGACGACAUCGGGCCCAUUGAGAUGACACCCUCGAUGGAGGAGAACAUCGCCUGGUCGCCGGACAAGGUGCGCCUUUUCCAGAAGGCCGCCGACAAGAACCCGCCCCUGGGCUUCGGUCUGUCAAAGGGUUCCAGUCGAAAAGUCGUCGCGAGCAGGCUGGUGUCCAGGAAAGUUCUGCAGUGGGACAAGGAAGACGACAAGAAGACCAUCAUGGUGGUGCUCGAGGCAAGCGGCGACAGCGAGCUGAAAUACGCGCCGGGCGACCACAUCGGCAUCUACGCUGUCAACCGGGACGACAUCGUCAACGGCAUCGUGGAGCGCCUCGCGCCUGGAUCGGCAGAUCCGGACGCUGUCUUCAGGGUCCAGUACCGGGACAUCGUCCAGAAUCCAAUCACGGGCGAGCAGAAAGAGACGUGGCAAGACAACGGCCGCCUGCCUCCGUGCUCGCUGCGCGUGGCUCUGCGCCGCUACCUGGACAUCACGACGCCGGCAUCGCAAGAGCUGCUCAAGUACCUGGCCGCCAUGGCAUCGGACGAGGGCCAACAGGAGCAGCUGCAGACGCUCGCAACGAAUCUGGAGAAGUACGAGGACUGGAAGGCACACAAGUUCCCGCACCUGCUGGACCUGCUCGAUGAGUUUCACUCGGUGCAGCCGACGCCCGAGCUACUGCUGUGCAUGCUGCCUCUGAUCCAACCGCGCUUCUACUCCAUCAGCUCGGCGCCAGAGGCCUAUCCGGGCCAGAUACACCUCACCGUGGCCGUGGUCACGUACCGGACAGAAAAUGGCACAGGCAAAAAACACUACGGUGUGUGCUCCUCGUUUCUGGACACCAUUGAACCAGGAGAGGAGAUUGCUUGCUUCGUCAGAAUCGCGCCGAACUUCCACCUGCCAGAACAGAAGAACGUUCCCGUGGUGCUCGUCGGACCGGGGACAGGCAUCGCCCCCUACAGGAGCUUUUGGCAACGACGCUAUUGUUCUAUGCAGGGUGUCUACCAAGAAGGACAACCGUUCUACGAAGGCCAGAUGGAUCUCUACUUCGGAUGCCGCACAAAGGAAUCGCAGCUAUACGCUGAGGAAGUGCAAACAAUGAAGGACGCGGGCGCACUGCGGAACGUCUUUCUCGCCUUCUCCAGGGUUCCAGGCCAGGAAAAGUGCUACGUCCAAGAUCGGCUGCACGAAAGGGCCGAGGAGCUGUACAAGCUGCUCACGAAAGACAACGGCCACCUGUACGUCUGCGGCGACGUCAUCAUGGCCGACGGUGUCAACAAGGCGGUGCGUGCCAUCCUGCGAGACCAAGGAAACAUCUCGGAGGAGAAGGCUGAAACGCUCAUGGACAAGCUCAGGGAGGAGAACCGCAUCCACGAGGACAUCUUCGGCGUCACCCUGCGCACCGAGGAAGCAACGAGAAAAAGUCGGGAGGACGCCAAGCGGAGGAGCACCCACAAGUGACACCCGCUGGCCGGCCUGCCCGACUCCUUUGGCUCGCUCACUUUCUCCAGGAUCAGGGCCCUCCUCACCAACUGCACUUCGCCGGGACACGCGAAAUGACGACACCUGUCACCGCCGCCACCGGUGGGGGCGGGACUAGUGUGCGCAACCUCUUUCCUCCCUGUCCUCCUUCCAUUCCGCGCUUCCCCGUGUUGCGCUAAACGUGCCGAUUGUCCCGACGGUGCAACCUUGUCCUGCAGCCGACUGAUUCUUUUUAUGGUGACAGUCUCUAUUCAGGACACGUGAUGCUCGAACGCGCUUGACUCUUUUUUGUUUUUUUUUUUGCACAGUUGUAGCAUCGCUUCCGCGGAUGAUUGACCCAGCGAUACGUGAACACGGGGCUCCGGGACACGGAGCCACAUCUGCCGGAAACGCGUUUACCCGUAAUUUUGUUUCGCAGUUGUCACCGUUACAUGCGGUUCCGCUUGCUUCCAUGCAGACAGUGAUGCAUCGAAAUUACAGUUCUAAAAUAAAUUUAUUCAACAGACGCUCACAAGAUAUCGCCGACACCUGGGAGGCUCGCGGCAAUGUCUUUUCCUGGCCGAGACACGGUGAAAGUAUAACACCCGUAGGUCUGAUUAGACCGUCUUCACUGCAAUUACUCGUUUGUUGCGACGGCGAAACGCCCAGUCGACACCUCACUUGAAUAGAAGGGAAGGACAGUCAAUGGAAUAUCAUGGUUGCAGAAAUUUUCGUACUGCUGAUUGCAAUGACAGUCCAUUACAAUGCAACGUUAUCAGUAAUAACACGUAUGGCGUGUGUUAUUUGGUCGUCUACAGGAUAUAGUUGCACCGUCCGAGCAGUCGUACGUGGUGUAGCGUGAUUCUAGCAUGUUCCCAAUCUUUCCGUACCCGCGAUCUGCUCAAGAACACCUAGAGCACAUCGAGCAUGUACUCAUCACUAUACUAUGUCAUGUGGUAAACACGCACCGUCACGCACGCAACGACGUGCGUAACAGUGUGUGUCGUGUGUAAUACACUGUCAUGUUUCGCCCACGUAUACUUACGCAGAAGGAAACCCAGGGCACAGGGAUCCACAGGGUUAUGUUCGCACGGUGCGUAGAUACGCGCUGUUGCCUUAACCUCAAGAAGGGAAAGCUGAUGUAUAGCGAUAUGCUUAGCAAUGAUCCAACCCAUCAAACCCGCUGUCUCCGAGAUCAGUGUUUGUAUUAUACACACAACCAACACGGCAAGAGUUGCAGCUCGUCUUUUUGGUGUAUUCGGGUCCCGCUCAUCUGGAGCGAACUUUCCAAGUCUGAUGCGCUGGCCAAGUCGGUCACAAGUCCGUGUACCGCCGCAUACUGCUCAUUGAUAAGUAAGAUUUUCUUUUUCUUUUUCGUCUUCUUCCUUUUCGGUAGAUAUGUGUACAUAUGGGCGCUAACCGGAAGCGGACAAAGUAACCGCCACUGUGCAAGAGCUCCGAUUCAGUGCGAGCCACUGAGUGGCCUAUUCUGAAGCGUUAUCCUGCUGAACAAAAGACGGCAACCACUGCAUCUCAACUUCAAAGAGCGCACAACAUAAUCUACGUGCUUGGACGCCCUCAGUACCGGCGUGCAUGCAAAUGAGCAUCGGCACGCUAAACUGGACUUGGUAGUCGUAGUACAACACGUUUAUUCGAGAAACGAAUGGUCUUUCUACGUCGAUUCGGGAAAUCGCGUAAGUUUACUUCCGCAAAAUAAAACUUUGUAAGUCAACUAACACAAAAGGUUCACAAAGGCACCAGGUUAAAACUAGUCUCCGUGUUUUUUCCCAUGCAUUUAGUAAUUGUGCAGUGGCAUGCGUGCAUAAGUGCGACAUAAAGCUGUACGUGAAUAUUUUCUUCCUCUCUAAACCUUUGGCUGGAGGAAAGGUCUAAAGCAACGACUCGCAGCUCCGAGUACACUUUAUCACCUUGUCAGUGCCACUUGAUCUACCCGUCUUGGUUUUACCAGGACGCGUUGCGCACGGCUCGGCAACCGUUGUGCCAACAAACGCUAACACGCGCGUUCAAAGCUUAUUAAGAGACCAAUGUGUCAGCCUAUGUUUUACCAUGUCUGGUCAUCUACGCCAGUCCUUCUCUGAAUACUUCACAUUUCGUAGUGCUACUGUGAAGGAUGCGCUUAUACAGUAUUUCGUCUUCAACCGUUCCCCGUUAAAAUUAAAACAUACAGUUUCAGAACAUAAAAGCAAAACAAAUGUUUUUAUCUUUCUACACGCUAAUAAUAUUCAGUCCUUGUGGGACCGAUCCCAAGAAAAUACCAUAUGGUACCGAGUUAACUAUGUUUCGAAUGAAAAAAAAAAAGAACACUCCACAAUUUACAAAAUACCUGAGCUUCAGUGGAGACUGUAGCGCCCAGUUGGAAAUUUUUUGCACUUGUACCACAACCACAGCUCAAGAAAUCUCAAACAUUGCUGUGCCAGCUUGCUCUAUCUCUUUCCAUACUUAUUUGUAGUUGCUAAAAUGCAUUUGUGCGCAGUAUUGUACAAGAAAAAUUAACGGUACUCCGCAACGGAAACCAACCAAGUCAUCAUGUCUCCGAAGCAUUAGACAAAGACUGCGUGCCCUAAGCCUUAGAACCGCAUCCAAGAACAAAGCGGCCGUGUGAGCUCAUUUAUACGGAAAUAUGUGAGACAGCGCCUACAACGCAGCUACAUAAAGCCUGCAAUAGCGAUCGCGCAUGACGUGCUCGAGUGUGCGCCUGCCAAUAGGUCGCAGAUUGCGACCAUGCCGGCUGCACUGAAUGCUGGGGCUUAUGAACGCACACUCUCAUUUAUCAUAAGCCACAGACCACGUGCUUCGCCUGCGCACCGCACCCGAACCCAACAUGCUCGUUCAUGGCCUUGGCCCCGUUAUCUCUUGCGAGUGCGGAUCCGCGUUCCUCAGUCACUUAUCUACAAGGAGCACUUUGCACGUCAGGGAGAGAUUGUGAGGCAGCGGUAUGUCAACAACGAGAGUUGAUAAUGAGAAGGCGAAAGGAAAAACGUUAUCUGCCUCAAAACAGAAGAAGUAGAAGAAGAAGCAGAAGAAGCCCGAGUUCCCGUGUCGCAGCUACGUCAUGCGUCGUUCGUCAUCUGUCUUAGCGUGAGCGUUGCGAUUCACGUGAUCUGAAGUUGCGUAGUAAAGUCACCCUAGGGCGGCAACGUCUCAGGGUCUUUUCCGGCAUCCCUAACGAUUUAGCCGUGAGGCUAGAGGAAACCUUGAAUUCAUUGUGUGGGGUGAUCCGGGUAUUCUGGAAACCUCAGCCCGCAGGAGAAAAGUCUCAUCAGAAUAUUGGUUCCAGUCAUUUCGUCUGCUGCAAAUACUUGCUUAGAAUAUUUCAUGGACACGUAUGGCGUGUGUUAUUUGUCCGUCUACAGGAUAUAGUUGCACCGUCCAUGCGUGACCACGUGAUAGCUGCCGGAGGCGGUAGCUGACAGUCGGACGACUACACACUCAAGUUUGUCCGUGCAAGAAAGCUUGUACCGCAACGCGCAAAGGGAACCACAAAGAGGUGGACAGGUUACAUGAACCAAAUUCAAUUCGUGAUCAAAUCUGAAAGCUCCGCGACGUUUUGUUUCGAGGAAAAGCCAAACGACACACGUGGUCGAAAGAGCGCGUCAGUAAUGUCCUGGGUAUACGUUUAGCUCCGGCUUCACGCCGACAGUAGUAUUCUCAGUGCAGUUCUAAGUGCCACAGCUUACAAGAACCUGUAGGUACGCCAAAUGGGCAUCUGAAAGUUCGAGGUUCCUAUCAAAGGAUAUAUGCCAGAAUGAAGUGCCACACUAAUUUGCCACCGUUUCGACAUAAGCAUUUGAAUUUUGUCCUUGCGUGCACGGGGUUGCAGUCGAUGACGAAGAAAAGUUAUUUCUUCAAAGCGUCGGCACACUCUGGAGCACUCGUUCGGUUUGAGCUCUCCGUUCUACCGUUUACUGACGACGUCGCCCGCGACACCGUUGUCACUGCGUCGAGGUUAAGAUCCACCGAGUGCAAGUGGGUCACGAAAGCGCUUACAUGCAUGUCUCAACGGCCGGACAGCCCCAGUUGAGUCCCGGUUAAUACGCCCAGAGUUCUCUCGCAAAGGCAGGCCAAUGUGAGGACGACCCGGACGUAUCUAGACCGGCCUUUCUGUCUUCGCUUCGCUUCGUCGCCGUUAUACUGUUUGUUUCGUCGGUCGCAACCCGUACGCACACACCGCGUCCUCAGAGAUGCAAAGGCUAAUAACGGAUGCAAAAAAAAAAAAAAACAGAGAAGACCCCUGAGGCGCUCGACGGAGGGGGUGGGUGGGGCGCACGCACUACAAUGCCUGUCGUGUUUAGACGAGCGCCUUGACACGCUGCUCGCGCAACGGCCUUCGAGGCCCUAAUUGUGACGUCCCGAGACAAUUCAGGCGCGACGCACGCUUCUUUUAUCACGCGACUAAAGCUCUCUGCGCGCACGCCCCUACAUACCCACGUGACCGCAUGUACACCAUACGGAGCAGCCUGCUGCGCUAAUGCGCACUAUACCGUAUACACAUGUGCUCCCGUUUUUUUUUUUCUUGUUUUUUCUACAUGUGCCAGUGCCUAUCCCUCCAUGUCCACUUCCCCGCGUGUAUACUUCUCAAGCCCACGCCGCCCGCCUCUGUGUAAGCUCUGUGUCAGCCGCCGAGUCCGAGGGCACGUUGUUAACCGUAGCGCGCAAGCGUCGUGCUUUCUGCAAUCCAAUUGCCGCGCACCCCGUGUAUAAACGUCGCUUGUAUAAAGCGUUUUCCCCCCCUCCUUUUCUCCCGCUUGCUCGAAAGCGGCAGCCUUUGCCGUCGCCGGUUUAAAAGAGCCACGUUCGUUUCGCAACGUUGUGAGGAGCUUUGCGUGUGCCUGUGUAACGGUUGCCCAGGAGAUAAAGUGAAAGAAGGAGACAUGGAGAGAGGGAAAUAAAUAGAGAGAGAGAGAGUUGUUAUAGUUUUUUGUGCUCCGUUCAGAGGUGCAGCAUUUUACAGAGCAUUUAUGUGUACAAAAGAGUUUCGCUCGAUGUCUCACCCGCGAUGCGCAUAGCCCCUGUCCUCCCUCAACCCUUUCAGCCCAAGCGUUUGCUUAAAUGUUUCUUCGAGAUAACGUUCGCACCUUCUCGUGUUUCAUGCAGGAGGCUCUGCUGAAUGAAGCGCUGACGUCACUGCUUUGGUGUAGAGAGUCUGCCUACCACUGUCGCUUAUUGGUGAAAGUAUUUCUGCUUAUUGCGUCACCUCUGGCAGAAACUGGGUUAGGACUAAGAAUGUCAAAUGAAUCUUUCAUGCGGCUACACAGCGUUGCAUCUGAGGUAAUCAAUUAGUGUCUUGUUGCAAGGUGAUAAUAUGGGGGUAAUCAGGAUGGGUUAUCGUUGAUAGUGAAGGAAGAAGGCGCCUGUCAUUGUUAUAGCUCCCGGCCAUCUCACGGAUAUCAUGGUGUUAGAAUUCUUAGCGUUCUAAUUCAUGAUGCUUAAGUCGGAGAUAACGGAGUGUUUGAGGUUGUAAGCUGCUUUUAGCAUGGAAGGAGGCUGCGAUGCGAGAUACAGGACAUCUACGCGCGAAACGGUGGCGUCCGUGCAGCACUAAAGAGGUGAACUACGGGUGAGAGUAUUUUUGAUCGUUCUUUGUGCAUCCUUUCGUCAUUGCAGAUCUGUGCGGAGGAAAAAAUAGAAAGAAAGAAACAAGAGAGAUAUAGGUGGAGAGUUCAGAGACCCUAUCGUGCGCAAGUGAGCGUUCCAGCAUUUUUUUUUUCGUAUUCUUCAAUGUGCGACUACCAGUGUGUAACUAUCUGAGCGUGCUAUCAUGACCAUCUAGAGGUUUCCCCCCAGUCUUGUGUUUUCUGGCGAGUGCUUUUUUCCGAGACUCAAUAGCAUUUGAGGCUGCUGCCAUUAUAUACCUCCGCCACUGUUCUACACUAUAUCUCUGCCAGUCACUUCUAGCGCCGCCUGCGCGCUGUAUUCUCCAGGCAUUUGUAUAUAGCGGAACUAUCUAACUGAGGUUGCCGAGCUCCACAAGUUUGCCAGAAAAUAACGCAAGGCAUAUAACGCGUGAAAUGCUCCUAUACUGUGACCAUGACCGUGCACUUCAAGAAUCAUGAAAGUGCUAGCAAUCCUCGAACUGCGUGACCCACGCUAAGCGGCAGCCCACGUGCUUGAUCCGAAUAGAGGGCAUGCUCCGGAGCUGGAGCACGAUAACUGUCCACGAUACGGUGAAAUGCGAGACACGCUGUUAAUCUUGAAAAAGGAGUUGCUGGCGCUUUCCUAAUUCUCAAGAGUGCAGAGCGUCAAUUCCCCGGCCUUCGGGCACAAAUGUCGACCUCGUCGUAACUGCGAGGUUUUCCAGCUCAAAUACCUUCUAUUUCUCCGCAUCUUCCGACGCAUCAGUGCUGCCAAAUAGUCAGCUUCCUUCAUUUCAUUUUAAUCUUAAUUUAAGCGUUUGAUAGCUCGCUAGCCUGAAAGGUCUUAUUUUUCUUCCUCCGUUCAAGGGGGGAAUCAAUGCUGCUACUUCUACAUAACUGUUUUCGCAUCAUGCAGGCGGUUAGUGGUAGCUUGCAGCUCGUUUUAAUGCUGAAAGGUAAUUCAUUCGAACUGCUUGGAACAUUCAGACGCUAGCUUCUCGUUUAUAGAAAAUUAUUAUUGACAACGAAGUGAUUUGGUAAAAAAUUACAACUGGGGCGCAGCUCGAACGCACCAGGAGACAGGCGAAGAAAAUUCAGUGCGUCUUCUCUCGGUUUCCUUUAGAACUAAUGCGUUUGAGCGCCGUCCAUGUUAAGAUUUAGCAGCUGUGUGCUGCUCUCCCACUCUGCGCACGAUGUCGUAAGCGGCAACCACAUGAAGCGCCUAUUCAGCGCAUUGUCGGCGUCGCGCGGCGUCGGCGCGUUCAUAUCGAAUUGCGCGGUGACUAUACAGCGUUAGUUCAUGUGGUUAUCGAAUAACUUUUCUACCGCGAGGUGCGCGUUCGGACCUAUUUUAAAACCACUGCGGUCAUCACUCAUUCCGAAAUGCACGCGACGGUGCCGGGCAAUGGGACGUCAAAAAUACGGAGCGCACGCGCUUCAUGCGGUUGGCGUCUCAAGCAUCAAAAUUAUGUGCGUAAAAACCAUUCGACCACCCGUACGACUUGUCGUAGUCGCAAGACAUCCAACAAUAUUCUAACAUGUUUUUUUUUUUUUUUUUUUUUUUUACAGUCCUAGACAAGUUUCCAAACCGCGGACAGCAAUUUUUCCAAUGUGUCGUUCGGUAUAUAGAUCGGACCCUUUUGACGUGCAUAUGUUUGCCACCUUAUAUAUAAUAUACUGCGCUCAAGGAUGACAGAUCAAAUAUGCGUUCCUAUAUUGGCGCACGACCUUCUGGGCCAAUUGUGGGAAAGCUACAGAGGCGGAGCUUCUGCACGUGUGUUACUGGGCAAAGUAGUCCAGCAGUCUGACAUAACUUUUGGUUUAUAGGAAUAGAUACUGAAUCAGCGUAACUGCCACGGUUUCUCAUUUGCCCAAACACGGAAGAGAAGACCAGAAAAAUGUAUUAAGUUUAACAUUCAGUGGUCUAUAUUGUCUUAUUUUGUUGUUGUAAGUAGGAUGCUUAUGUUUUCUGUGUCCCCAGCUGGAAACUAACGCGGGUGACAAUGUGGGACUUUUCUCAGGAGUGCUCUUCCUUACGUAGCCUUUCAUUCAGUGCCACAGAAACCCCUCCCCGAGUAUAGCCCUAACAAUACUUUUAUUUACUGUCAUUGUUACUAUCGCUCUUUUUUUUUUUAAUUCCUGCUUGCUGCCUGGAAACCUAUAUAUACCGGUUUGCUUCCGUUCGUGCUAUAUUGUGGCAUGCUAUGCAGUUAGCCUACAGGAACACUAGUUGCUUCAAUAUGGUUGGGAACAUGGCGUCGAAGAGUAGGUGUGAUGAAUAAGUGCGCCGACCGAACGCCCAGUUAAUUCGUUUUCGCGUCAUCCAGCUCGGCUGUUUGUGUUUGUACAAAAUUACGUUAUUGCUAUCGAGUAUAGCCAAGAGCGAAUCAUUGCGAAAUUUUCACGGCAGUAGUGUUGUUUCAUUGGGCCCAUAGUAGGACUCAUGUACUUUGCUUAUUCCGGGGUCUUGUAAUAUCUAUCAUUUGAUCUUUAACAGAAGCACGUCUUGUUGCCAAUAACGAACAUAAAAACGAAAGUACUCUUCUGAUAACCGAUUUUUUAAGCUGAAGAAAUGAAGUGGUAGGCUGGCAAUUUCGCUUAUGUGAGAUUAAUGUGACCUUCUCUUUUGGACUUCAAAUGCACCCACAGCAAGAGCAUAUUCACUCUUGUUUUUUACGUUUAUCGUGGAGCGAAGAUAUGACGUGGCAACAGUUACCUUCAUCUUUCGUUACAGACUCGCAAUGUUCCGUUGGCCGUAUGCACUAUUUAUCGUCAUUUCCUUACGCUAAAACAUUCUUCAUUUUUUCUACUGUGUUAUUUAUUAUAUUUCAAAACAUAAAUGCAGUGACCUUUUAUAUUGAAAUGGGACGUAGAUAAGGAGAGAAGAUUGCCAUGUUAAGCAAUGCUACAGGGAAAUUUCAUUUUCUUUUUCUCUGAAAAGUUAUUAAGUGUCAUUUUUGAUUCCUUUUUCAACUCGUGCACGUUUGCAAAUAUAAUCUUUAACUUGAUCUGCCUCAGAGUCAGUUUGAGAGUAUACUGGGGCGUAAAACUUGAAGAGGGAAACAACGACUGCGAUAUUUUCAGAAGCAGUCACACAAGUAUCCUACGUGCUUUGUUAGCGACAUUUCUACUUAAUUUUCUUUCUUGUUCUACUGCGCAGUCUGCAGCUUAUUGAGGAAUACUUAGCUUUCCGGGUAAAUAGACUAAAUUUAAGUGCCUUUCUCUACUUAACCUAGCAUAUUUAGUGAGCUGUUAAAGCCAUAUCAAAGGCAUUUACGGAGGCAGCUUCUGCUUCAGCUUUGUUACAUAGUCUACGUUGCUGUUGCUAGCUUUAGACAUGAAAGAAAAGUCCGCUCUUGACGAGACCUCAAGCUGUAUAUCUUAAUCUGUUUUGUUGCUUUCUUUAAACAUUGUGUUUAGGUUGUACUGGGACGUAUCUUGGCAAAUGUUUACCAUGCUAAUAUUUCCAUAAUUUUAGAAGCAGACGACCAGCUGUAUAUCUGAAUCGGUUUUUCUUGGCUUGCUAUUUUUUUUUAUGCGGUACUGUCUGGUACGCAAGGGAUAUUUAGCUCGGCAGAUGUUUUUACCAAACUAAACUUUCCAACUUUCACGAAAUAGACUACGAACUGUAUAUCUAAAUCUAUUUCGUUGCUUUGUUUGCUUUUUGCUUAUGCUGUAAAGUUGGGCAUGCAAGGGACAUUGAGCUCGGCAAGAGUUUUAACAUGCUAAACUUUCCAACGUUUUCGAAGCAGACGGCAAAAAUAAGAAAGCCGACCAGUCCCAGUGCCUGAACACAUGUGCACAACCGCACGUCAUGAUGACCGAAAAAGAAAACAAAACUAAUAAAUACGUUUGCCCGUAGACAUCGACACUUGCGACCUGUUAACUGCGUCUUAUUGCCAAGGAUGUCAACAUGCAUGACAAGGGAGAGAAUAAUGUCCAUAUUUGAUCACAUCUAUUUGCAGUUUUCUUCUUUUUUUACUUUUAUUUUUGUUUUUCUAAUACUUCGGUGCUAAUCCUUUCUUAGGUGGUCACACUACGCUGGAUUUUACAGUCUCGAACAUUCAGGAAAACAAGCGAGUAUAUACGUGACGUCACAUACGCCAUAUUGUUGUCCUAUUCACAGCUUCCACUGUGCUGCUGCUAGAGAUACGGGAAUCGAGACAGCGCCUCACUUUUCGCAGUGCUGCAGCUGUACAACAAACAACACGGUGGCCUCGAUGACGUCAGUGUAUAUGCAUAACGCCUUAUAUUCACCCGUUUGUUCGUUGCCAGCACGUUGCAUCUUUAGAUUCUGCUGCACCUCUUCGGACCCUGUAGGCACGCCUAUACUUUUCGGACUGAUACGCUCAGCCAAUCUGGACAUUAACAAAUGUGUCACAAAUGUUAGUUAUGCUUUUCUUUUUGACCUUGCCGUGGAAAAAACUUGCAGUUUCUUUAUUCCAGAAAAUUUUCAAGCAUUGCUUUCUUUUUUACUUCUUUGUUGCAGCAGCCAUUUUGACUGAAAUGACUUGAAGUGCACCGAAAGGAUUUGAAAAGAUUUAAUCGAACAUGGACGCAAUUCCUCAAGAAAAUUUAUUUCUUUCGCUUGAGCGAACGGCCUCCUCUACAACGGGCAGUUGCAUCUCACUGUGAUCUGUAGAAAUCUGUGAAGCUUGUUGAUUGUUCACGGGGUUUCCAUAUUGUAAGGUUCUCGAACAAGUUGAAACAGCCGUCAAACGCACAUUGAACGCUUGAAGUUCGUCGAAGUUUAGUUGUUUAAAUGUUAUUUUUUGUUAAAUUUUCGUGUUGCUUCGUUGUUGUGAAACUUGUUACGCGGUAUCCAUCAUUGAUUGAUGAAGGCUGAUACCUCUUUCCAGAAACGCAUUUCCACGAACGCAGAAGACAUACACAUUUCAUGUUUGGUCCGGCGUCAGUAUUCUGUCUCAAUGCAGAAGCAUGACACUUAUUUUCACGAGCAUGUUUCAAGCCUUGUAAUUGAGUUUAUGUGAUGAGCUUGUACUGUUUUGCAUUUUUCGGAAAACGUCUAUUGUAAACUACUAUUCAGCCACACUUUCUUUUUUUAACUACAUUUAUUCAUUAUUAUUUUUUUUUUUUGAAGCCCACGGCGUGUUUACAAAACAGCCUUUAUUAACUUUCGUCAAGCUCACUAUGGACCUGCACCCCGGCGUGGUGAAGUCUUAUUAACAAGUGUAUUGAGCAUUGCGUGUAAUAAACUUGCCGACAUGUGAAGUUAAUCUAAUAGCGGCUGUUUCCCGUUAAUAGACCUCCAUUUCUGAUGCCCGGAUCAUUAAAUGUGAUGCCAGGCUCAUGCUUUUUUUUCUCGAAGUGAUGUUGCUACGCCUUUCAGGGAGCGGCUAAAUAACGCAUCUUCUGUGUACGCUUUGUUUUAUUGCUUGUUCCCAUUUGCUUUAUUCAAGGGACACCAAAGGCAAAUGGCAAGGGAUACUAUAGACUGGUCAACUGCCUUCUUGAAAUCUGCUGGCAAUGCUUGUCGGCGACAAAAGAGGAAGUUGGCCGAUUAGCGAAAAAAAAAAUAAGAGCGAACUUUCUUCUUCCGAUUGCUCGUCUAUGUUGUAAUAACGUUUACGCGAACGUUUAACGUUACGGAUUUAGCGAUAGUCUCUUGGAGAUAUUAUUUCUUGCUUUUCUUCAAUAAAGCCCCAUAUAAAUGCCAACAGGCAGGUUAAAGAAAAAUAAAUAUCGAGCGUACAGUGGUGCUGCUAUUUUUCUGAUAUCGAGUAUUCGACUAGUCCCUUGCCGUGUUCAUAACCUGUGACGUCACAGAAAUCUGUUCAUCUUGAAUCUGACUGCAGCGUGAAGACCCGUCUUUCGCUUUUACAUCGUCUUUCUCUUACGCUGACCGUCUCCUCAGGGCAAACAGGCCACAUAUGCUCUAUUUCAUAAAAGCGUAAUCUGCCAGCCUUACUUCUUGGCUUCAUAUUCACCUUCGGCGAAUAUGAAGGAAGUGAGCAUGGAAGUGAAGGCCGGGAGUCACAACAUCACGUCAGAUAUACAGCUUGAUAAAAACAGGGGACGCAUUCACGAGCUACCGCUUUCGCAGGUACUUUCGUUUUUGGGCCUGACUUAACGUACACCGCGACGCCUCGCCACAGUGGACGGGUAGCGUUGUGUCAUUCGACUAGAAAACUAAUUAUGGGACAUGAAAAUAAAACUGAUGAGAGAUCUGCCCUUGCUUUAUUUAAUGCCCCCUUCUGGCUGGUUUCGUCAACUCUCACUGAAAAUCGUGCUCUUUAAAGUUAUCUAUGUGGAGUAGGUGGUGUGCAAAAACGGGCGGCGUUGACUUGUUUCCUGCUCUUAUAAUCGCUUCCGGCGCAUAGCAUCGGUCAAAGCUUAGUCUUCGAGAUCGGGUGCUGUUACGCGAGAGGUAGCCGUCGCUCGGGCUUCGAUUUGUACUCCACCAAUACGAGGGGAGCCGGACCGUCGCAACUCUGCUCGGGCCGCGAUGUGUGAAAAUUAGAAGGGGGGUGGGGCAGUUCUACAACAGCAAAUUUUACUGGGAGAACACGACUAUUUUGAAACGUUGGAGAGCUCACUUUAGUCUCGGAGACCGCAUAUGAUCAGCCGCCUUCGAGAAAGGAGCCGACGUGAGAACGCCGGUCUCGGAGGCAACUCCCAAGAAGAGCGUGAACCUUCCCGGAGAUGAGUGUUCGAACGCUUGAAUUGAAACUGAUCACGCGUUCUGCCCAUAACACUCACGACAGGUGGUAAACGAAUUAGUGGGACGGGCGUAACAUUCGCUACAUGUGGCUCCACAUGAGAGCGUCACUGGCCACGUGAAACCAACGUAUUCGGGACCCCUGCUAUCCGUCGCUGCCAUUUCUUUCAGGCAUAAGCCACGGGAGAACGAGACAGGCAGCCUAGGCAGAAUGGUACACGCAACGCCCCACUGCAAGCUCCCUUUUGUGAUCUGAAAACGGAGCUGUUCAUGCAGGAUGCAGUACAUGUAACGCGACCGUAAUUGAUGAACGGCUACUCGACAUGUUCGCUUCAUGCGGUCCUCUCGCGAGACGUCUCGAUGAAGGGGGGAGAUUGAUCGAUGAGGUAAGGAUAAUAUAUAACUGGAGCAUGCGAGCGUCGUGAGAGCUUUGCGCCCGUUUUGUUGUCAUUCAAAGAAAUGCGAUAUUAGGACGUGACUGCGCAGCGAUGCUCUUAAACAGAAACUGCUGCAUAAGUGAGCUCUAUUUUCCGAUCAAUCAGUGGUUAGGAGUGUCGUUUUCUGCGUGCCUAGCUACGUUUCCCGGGACGUAGACUUCUAACGCUUUAUCCCCGAAAAAGAUGAAACAGCCUGCCCCUUAUUGAUAAAAUAAAGAAGAGAAACAAUAAUUUUAGACUUAUAUAUAGAGGCUCCUUUUUUUUUUUUUUCGAAAGCCUAUCUCAACUUCUUUGCAACGAAAAUUGUGAUUACUAUUAUCAAAACAAAUGAAGGCCAAAUUUUGCUUACUGAAUCUCGCGAUCUAUCGCGGUGCCGGUGACGUCAGUGCGACGCCGCGGUCUUUAUUGUGAGCUCGCAUAUUUUCGGCCUUUCCGCGCAGAAAAAUGUUUCCGAAAUUUGUUAGGUUGAGUGCGUGGGGGGCGUACUUUCGAACCCAGUGUGACCCUUCUUCGUUUAUAAGCGCUUGACUGACGCCUACUCGACUCUCUUAAAAGUCAUGACGUCACAAUGAGGUGGUGAGGGAAUUCCAACAUGGUGGCGCCACCCACCUUACGAUUCUGCGCCUGUUUCUGGUUUAUAAAGACAAUCUGACCACGAUAGGAGUUGCCUAUUUGGUGUCCCGUUAAGUGUAUAAGUCUACCAGUCUAUAGCCUAGCCCAUAUAUUUUCCUUCGGUGUCUCUUUGAUGACGGUGUUGCCAAGUGGUGCAUCGGCUUACCUCAGUGUUGCGCAGGUGGUCGCUACGAGACACGUUUGUUGAGACGUUGGCCUUUGAACCUUCUUCCCUUGCCUGUACAGAGCCGCACGUGACAAUGUUUCGGACCUUCCAAGAUUUUAUCUCGGUAUAUCUGUGGACAAACUGUAUAUCGAUCAACCAUUGCCUGUAUCACAGCUUUGGUUGUCUUUCUUUUUCUUUCUCUUGUUACUAAUAUGCGAUAACCAAGUGUAAGAAAUGUAGCCGCGGCUUCCUAUACAUAUUACUACAAAAAAAGAAUUAUACAUACAUCUAUAAAUACUAUACAUAUUAUACAUAAAUCUACACAUGAAUAAAAUAUCUUUCCUUCUGUA